This is a messenger RNA of Capsicum annuum, 1242 nucleotides long. Its product is annotated as ephrin type-A receptor 5-like. The record is from RefSeq and is a predicted model, not a curated record. Gene Ontology annotation, molecular function: protein binding. NCBI's taxonomy places the organism in Eukaryota, Viridiplantae, Streptophyta, Magnoliopsida, Solanales, Solanaceae.
AUGACAACACUUUAUUGGAUAAAAAAUGCUAUUACACCAUAUAAUUCCCACCAUAAAAUUUUGCUUACGUCCGCCAACAAAAACCCUUUUAUAAUUACCACAGUCCACCGCAAUAUUCCAUCACUGUUCAUCUAGCAUACUCCAAUCCGCCAAAAAAAUUUCACUAAGUCCAUACGCCACAGCUCUGACCACCAUACGUCGAUCACAAUACCGCUGCUCCGAAUACCAUAUGCUGACCAUCAUACCAUUGCUCCGACCACCAUACUCCUUCCAUUGUACCUCUACUCCGACCACCUUACCUUGAUUUCAAAGUUGCUCCGACCACCACUGUGAGUAGGAAUAUGUAUUUGAAUCCCAAGUUGGGUGGGGGUGGGGCAGGGGAAAUUGGGUAAUUUGCAAAGGAGUGAGGAAGUGAAGAGGGUGAUGGAGAUUAUGUUAAGGAGGAAGAAAAGGAAUCAAGUUUUAGUAGGGGAAGGUGAGCUAGAAAGUGUAGUAAAUGACCUUUUAAGCAAAAUUGAAAAGGGGGAAUUGGGGGUUUUGAAGGACAUACAAAUUGUCCAGAUGGCCCAAGAAUUCUCGCAUGACAGAAUGAAAUAGUUAACAAGAUUAAGGAAUUAGGAGGGGUGAUUGAGAGUAAAUUGAGCAAUUGUGGUGGUGUGAUUGUUCACUUGGAUUUGAAAUGGCUAGUUGAGCAGCAACAACAACCCCCAAUGAUCUUCGAGAUUGGAAAAUCAUCAGUGAUUGAAAUGGGGAAGUUAGUAGCGCGAUUUUCGAGAGGAAAAUGGCAAUAACAAUAGGUUGUGGUUGAUUGGUACAGCAACAUAUGAGACAUAUUUGAGAUGUCAAGUUUAUCAUUCAACUAUGGAAAAUGAUUGGGAUCUUCAAGCUGUUCCUAUUGCUUAAAGAUCUCCACAUCCAGGAAUAUUUCUAAGGUAUUUUGAAAUUGAUCUAUUGGGAAUAUGAACUAACCCUAAUGAACAUAAAAAUGUUGAGGAAGACAAUAACACAGAUGCGAAUUUGGAUGAUGUUACAAUUGGUAGUUGUAAGAUUAAGAAUUUGAAAUCCACAAAGGGCGGCGCGAUAACCAAGAAAAUGAAGAUUGGUUGGACUUCGAAAGCCAAAGAUAAAAUACUGACUACUGAUGUGGAUGAUUUGGAGAAUAAUGAAAACUCAGUACAAAGCCCAAUUGACAAUAACAAAAUUAAUGAUGAUAAUGUGAACAUGGUUAUUGACAUUGAUAGA